This is a messenger RNA of Heterotrigona itama, 740 nucleotides long. The record is from the annotation of a GenBank genome assembly. Lineage: Eukaryota; Metazoa; Arthropoda; Insecta; Hymenoptera; Apidae.
GUCAAAAGAUAUACAAUAUGCAACUAUUAAAGAAUUAAAAAUCAGAGCGAAACUUUUUCUACCGUAUUUUGAAUCGUGUCACGUACGCUGUUUGUAGCUGUUUGCGAUGUAUCGAGAGCUACGAUGAGCAUCGGUUCACGUACACCUACCCCGUACACCUAUAAAUACGUUUGUCACUGGAAACUAAACAGUCAGUUUCCUCCUUGACAUUCGUUCAAUCCGUAGGAUUAUCCAUAAUACCAAUCGACAUGGCUAUUAAGCAAGCAAUUAUCGUAUUGGCGAUCGGUGUGUUCGCAACGUGCAAGGCAGCAGCAGUUCCUCUGCCGGCAGUGCCAUUGGCUAAAAUCGCACCAGCACUUAACUACGAUCCUCAUCCGCAAUACACUUACGCGUACGACGUGCAAGAUAGUCUGACAGGCGACUCGAAGUCUCAACAAGAGACGAGGAACGGCGAUAUAGUCAGCGGUAGCUACAGCUUCAUCGAAGCUGAUGGCACCAGGAGGAUCGUCGAGUACACGGCGGAUCCUGUGAAUGGAUUCAACGCGGUUGUCCACAGGGAACCAGUGGCUGUUGUUAAACCUGUGGCUGUCGCCAAGGCUGUCGCCCCGCUAGUUUUCCAUCCUUAAAACAUUCAGUGCAUUGUAAUUUGUAUUUGUUCACUAUAAGGGAUAAGAUUGGAAUGGCCCCUAAUGGGACUUGUUAACACGUUCCGUGCCAUCGUUCAGGCCAUUUGAUAUUUU